Molecule: messenger RNA, 1459 nt
Organism: Microstroma glucosiphilum
Lineage: Eukaryota; Fungi; Basidiomycota; Exobasidiomycetes; Microstromatales; Microstromataceae
Product: PIN domain-like protein
Exons: 7
Coding region: 108-1295 (395 amino acids)
Cellular component (GO): nucleus; cytoplasm
Molecular function (GO): 5'-flap endonuclease activity; 5'-3' exonuclease activity; DNA binding
Source: RefSeq, a predicted model, not a curated record
CUUUCCUUUGCCGUGUCGUGCAACUCCUACUCCACCGUCGCAAGCUCGAACAUCUGUGUUGCUUGUACCCCUGGCCCAUCCCAUCACACACUGCGACUUUUGGCAUCAUGGGUAUCAAAGGCCUGACCUCGCUCAUCACCGAUGAAGCGCCCGAAGCGAUCAAGCACCACGACAUCAAGUCCUUCUUCGGUCGCAAAGUCGCAAUCGACGCCUCUAUGAGCUUGUACCAAUUCCUCAUUGCUGUACGACAGGGGGAUGGACAGCAGCUAAUGAAUGAGAGUGGAGAGACGACCAGUCAUCUAAUGGGAUUCUUUUACCGUACGCUGCGGAUGAUUGAGCAUGGGAUGAAGCCGAUGUACGUCUUUGAUGGACAACCGCCGGAUCUCAAGAAGAAAGUGCUCGAAGGUCGCUUUGGCAAGCGAGAAGAAGCUCGAGAGGAAGAAGAAGAGGAAAAGGACAUUGCAGACAAUGAGAGGCUGGAUCAGCUGGCCAGACGUCAAGUGAGACCCACUAGGCAGCACAACGAAGAGGUGCGGCAGCUCUUGAAGCUCAUGGGCAUUCCCUGCGUGACAUCACCAUCCGAAGCCGAGGCUCAAUGUGCGGAGCUAUGCAGGGCUGGCAAAGUCUAUGCCGCUGGCUCGGAAGACAUGGAUACCUUGACUUUUGCUUCGCCGAUCCUUCUCAAGCAUCUCACCUUCUCUGAGCAAAAGAAGAUGCCCGUGCAUGAGGUCCACCUGCAGUCGGCUCUUGAAGGCAUGGGUCUCACAAUGGAUCAAUUCAUCGACCUCUGCAUCCUGCUCGGCUGCGACUACAUGGAACCGGUCAAGGGCAUUGGGCCUAAGACGGCCUUUAAGCUGAUCAAGGAAUAUGGAAGUAUUGAAGCUGUCAAGGAGCACCUCGAGGAGAGGGAAGAGGAGAAGAGGAAAGAAGCAGAGAAGAAGGGAAAGGACAAGGCCAGAGGUGUGACUUUUCCCGAGCUGUGGCCGUACAAGGAGGCUAGGGAGAUCUUCAAGCACCCAGAUGUUGUGAAAGCAGAUGACAUGGAGCUCAAGUGGGAGCAACCUGAUGUGGAAGGUCUGGUAAAGUUCCUCUGCACAGACAAGGGGUUCAGCGAAGACCGAGUGCGAAAGGGUGCGGACAAGCUUUCCAAGGCCCUUGGGCAGAAGCAGCAAGGUCGCCUCGACGGCUUCUUCAAGCCCGCUGGGGGAGCUGCGUCUGCAAAGCGUAAAGCAGAGGAAGAGAAGCCCAAGGCGGGCAAGGGUGCAAAGGGCGCUCCAGCCAAGAAGAAGAAGUAAAGGCGCACCUUGAAGGUGGUAGGGGGAUGGCAGAGGGAAAAGCACAACUGUCGGUCCCGCCUCUUGCGAGUGUCCAGGAGCACAAUCUCACCCCGUCAAUGUACUAUAGCUCAGAUUGUCCUCUUUUGAAAAGGGACGAGGGUAUCCAUCAAACAUCGUGUGUG